Messenger RNA from Diabrotica virgifera virgifera (western corn rootworm), 1074 nucleotides. RefSeq lists its product as uncharacterized. The coding region runs from base 1 to 987 and encodes 328 amino acids. Lineage: Eukaryota; Metazoa; Arthropoda; Insecta; Coleoptera; Chrysomelidae. The transcript is spliced from 2 exons. The record is from RefSeq and is a predicted model, not a curated record.
AUGUUGCACUUAAACGAAUUGCUACUGAGGAAAGUUUUUGUUGCUCUUGACGGUCCAACCACAGGAUUAACAUCAUUCAGUGGGCCAAUAGGCAAAGGUUUGACCAACUGCCAAGACUUCCCGGUUGUUAAUUAUGACAAAAUAGAUAGCACCUUCCCAGAAGUCGAUAGUAAAGACUUAAGUACGGACCAGAAAUACCUUUGGGAUAUAUGUCAGGCUGUAGUCAAAGGUGACUGUCCCUCUGAGUUGGCCAGUAGAAACCCCGGAAACUUGUCUCACGCCCGGUGGCUGACAUUAGCAAAUAGAAUCUUACGUCUGUAUAUUUCAACUAUUGAACCAACCCCACAACUUAGAAAGCUUGCUGAGUUCGUCAUGAAAGUCUAUGCUACCUCAUGGUUUACCAUAAAAUGUCGUCCUAAAAUUAUCCAUUCAUCACAACACUUUUUCUUCAUCGUACAGUGCACCAAGUUUUUAGACAGUGAACUGAAGGCUGUGGCUCAGUCUUCCUUGCAAAGAAACGCCUUUAUGGCUCAUCCUGAACACAUCCUUUUAGGGAUGUUGUUUGACUCUCGAAAACAUAUAAGAGCUUUGGCAGGCAAACGGAUAGAAAAAGCUCGACAGACAGAAACAAGGGCACAUCGAGUCUUCAAACCACCACAAGUUAAUUUUGAGGCAGAAGACUACAUCGAUCUCAUUGACUGGCAAUCCACCACAGUUACAGAACCACCACUUAUAGCUGACUUUAGCAAAGAAGAGAUUGAGAUGAUUGUUAAUUCAGGAAGCAGUGAUAGAAAAGAGUUCAAAAUACCACUUCACACUCAAGCGGUAGAACGAGUUGUAAAGGAAGUUACUGCAGCUUCUAAGCACGUUUGUGGCGUUCAAGAACGAGAAGGCUUUAUAAGAUCAAGAUUUUUGGACAGAAAAUAUCUUCCUAAGUUUGAAACUAAGCGACAGUACACAUCUGCUACAGCUGUAUUGCAAAAAUAAAUUACAGAUCGAAGAAGCAUUACAAUACCUGUGGCUUUGAAGGCUAACUGGAUUUGUUUAGCCAACAUCCUUCAAGAUGAAAUAAAG